Astyanax mexicanus (Mexican tetra) is the source of this 2854-nucleotide messenger RNA. RefSeq names its product ilvB (bacterial acetolactate synthase)-like (gene ilvbl). Gene Ontology annotation, cellular component: acetolactate synthase complex. The transcript has 15 exons. The record is from RefSeq and is a predicted model, not a curated record. Gene Ontology annotation, biological process: L-valine biosynthetic process. Bases 234 to 2099 code for a protein of 621 amino acids. Gene Ontology annotation, molecular function: magnesium ion binding; thiamine pyrophosphate binding; flavin adenine dinucleotide binding. Lineage: Eukaryota; Metazoa; Chordata; Actinopteri; Characiformes; Acestrorhamphidae.
CAGGGGGCGGUAGUGCGCGCGCUGCUCAGGUCAAGCCUAUCCGGAACACAGGGGAGCUCGGUCAGCGGGCGAGGGCGCAGAUAUUAUACAUAUCUAUAUAUAUAUAUGUGUUUAUAUGUAAUAAAGCAGCGCCAGAGAAGCACUAUUUUAAAGGUGUUGACUGCGCGGACUGGUGGAGGUGUCGCUCCGGUAGUUGGCGGGGUGUGAGGAGGAGGUUACUGGCUGGUGUUCAGAUGCUGCUCCCCGCGGUGCUGGGCUGCUCUCUGGGCGCUGUGCUCGGCGGGGUUCUGUUUACUGCUUACCGGCUAGGCUUGCUCUACCGGCUGUUCCACAAGGCUGAAGUAAAGAGCCCUAGGCAUGGAGGUGAGAGUGUGGCAGAGGUUCUACGAGCUCAUGGGAUCAAGUUCGUUUUCACAUUGGUUGGCGGACACAUCUCACCUAUUCUGGUGGCUUGUGAAAAAUUAGGCAUCUGUGUUGUGGACACACGUCAUGAGGCCACCGCUGUGUUUGCCGCUGAUGCAGUUGCAAGACUCUCUGGAACGGUGGGCGUGGCUGCAGUAACAGCGGGACCAGGGCUCACUAAUACAGUUACGGCAGUGAAGAACGCUCAGAUGGCUGAGUCACCUUUGCUUUUGAUUGGUGGAGCGGCUGCCACUCUGCUGCAGGGGCGAGGUGCUCUGCAGGACAUUGAUCAGAUGUCACUUUUUAAGCCUCUCUGUAAGUUCUGUGCAUCUGUGAGGAGUGUCAGGGAGAUUGUACCCACUGUAAGACGAGCUUUGGCAGUCGCCCAGUCUGGAACACCAGGCCCUGUAUUUAUUGAGUUCCCUAUAGACACUCUUUAUCCUUAUCAUGUGGUGGAGAAAGAGUUUUCUCCUAAAAGUACACCUAAAGGAAUCGUGGGAAGAAUUACUGCAUGGUAUCUAAACAACCAUCUAAUGAACCUUUUUGCUGGAGCAUGGGAAGUGGUGGACUUUUCCCCUCUGCCUGUCCAUAUCCCUCAAGCCACAGACCAGGAGGUGCAAAGAUGUGUGGAGCUUGUGAGCAGAGCUAAGAAGCCAGUGAUCCUGUUGGGCAGCCAGGCAACACUACCCCCAACUCCUGUUAAUGAAAUCAGAAAAGCUCUGGAGUCUCUGGGCAUUCCUUGCUUCCUGGGUGGGAUGUCUCGGGGGAUGCUCGGUAAAAACAGUCCUCUGCACAUCAGACAGAACAGAAGAGAUGCCCUGAAAGAGGCCGAUCUGGUGCUGCUAGCAGGUACCGUGUGCGACUUCAGACUGAGUUACGGCAGGGUGCUCAACAGACGAAGUAAAAUAAUUACAGUCAACAGAGACAAGUCACAGCUGCUGAAGAACUCUGAUAUAUUCUGGAAGCCAACGGUGGCCAUUCAAGGUGAUGUUGGGUCCUUCUUGCUGCGCAUUUCUAAAGGACUGGAAGGACAUACAUUUCCUCAAGACUGGGCUGAGAACCUGAAAGAGGGAGACAAGGCCAAAGAGAAGGCAAACAGGGCUAAAGCAGAGGAGAAGACUGAGAGGCACCUGAAUCCUCUCAGUGUCCUGCAGCGUGUAGAUGAGCUGAUGGCGGAGGACAGCAUCAUUGUUGCAGAUGGAGGAGACUUCGUAGGCAGUGCUGCCUACAUCAUGAGACCACGAGGGCCCCUCUGCUGGCUGGACCCAGGGGCUUUUGGGACCCUAGGCGUAGGAGGAGGAUUUGCCCUGGGUGCGAAACUUUGUCACCCUGACUCAGAGGUGUGGGUUGUUUAUGGUGAUGGGUCCUUAGGCUACAGUGUGGCCGAAUUUGAUACCUUCACCAGACACAAGACACCUGUAAUUGCCCUAGUGGGUAAUGAUGCUUGUUGGAGUCAGAUUUCCAGAGAACAAGUCCCCAUUCUGGGCAGUAAUGUAGCCUGUGGCCUUGCCUUUACAGAUUAUCACGUUGUUGCCCAAGGUUACGGUGGCAAAGGUCACCUGAUUGGGCGAGAGGAUGAGUCUCAGCUUGAAGACAUUGUAAAAGAAGCUCAGAGGGAAUGUAAAGAAGGCCAGGCCGUGCUACUUAAUGUUCUUAUUGGGAAAACCAACUUCAGGGAUGGGUCCAUCUCUGUGUAGUAUCUCCUAAAGCAGUGGUGUGUCAACAGUAAAGGGUAUCACAAUGGAAAAACAUGUUUUUUACUGAUUUGCUGUGUCCCAAAGACUAGGCUCAGCUACGACAUCAUAUAAUGGUGCACCAGUCGUAUGGGGCAGAACAUGGAGGUUCCAGAGUAUAGCGCUGCAGUGGCAACAGGUUUCUGGUGAUAUCAUUACAAAGCUUUGAAGACUGUGCUAUACGUGUGGUCAAGGAUUCUUGAUUAACUGUCUGCAGCCUAGACUUUGCAACACAGCUACAGUGUUUCAGGGUAUGUGGGAUGAAUAGAUGACAAAAUGGCCUUAAUUUUAAAACAGGCCCUAAAGGUUUUUUUAAUCAUUUGUUUUCAUGAGGGGAUUUUUUUAAGGGAAAAUAUUUGAAUUGUUUGCUGUUUUCUGGUAAUUGCCUGGGAAUGGAAUAAGUUGCCAUGGCUGUAUCUUGAUUCUUAUAUAAUGACCGUAAAACUAGACAAUUUUAAGCAUUUAAAUGUUGAAUUGUGGGUUUAAAACACUUUUUUUUCAGUUAGCAUAUAAACCUGUUGCUGUAAUUGUUAACAUGUAUGACAAAUUAUGAAUUAAGUGGGACUGAAUUUUUAACUGAAGAAAGUAAAAUAAAUUCAAUGCAAAACUCCUUUUGGUCAUGGUACUGUAAAUGUUUUGCAGCAUUUUGACAGUAAACAUUGCAGAAUAAUAUUACAAUGCCCCUAUGCAUAUUGUAUAAUUAAAAAUGUUGUAUUGAA